GAUCUGUCUUGAAGGGAGCUGCUCUAUUUUUGACUCGUAGAGGUGAAAAUCACUUUUAAGGAACUGAAAAAGACUGGAUGGAUUUUGAGAAGGGGGGUGCUUUUUUUCAAAAUAUUCCUGGGUGAAUUCAGAGGAAGGCCUUUUAAGCCUGGUGUGCAUGUUUCAGAUGGGCUGGACAUUAAAAAUGUUAAUAGGCUCAGCUGGGUACUAAAAAACAAAACAAAACCAAACCACCACCAGAUUGAAAUUGCACCAUCACCAAGCAGUAGCCGAAGACAGAAAGCUGGGAUUCAGGAAGGGACUGCAAGGUGGGAGAAGAGUUAUCUAGUUGGGGAUUAGGAACCAGAGCAGGAUUGGAAGGGACUCUGCUGAUAAUGGCAGUCUGACAGAAGAUUCUCUCUCCUUUCAUACAACAGUAUCCCCAGGUCUGGUCAUUUCAAGGUCUUGAAUAGGAAUGCCUGCAUCAACUGACCAGCUUCUGGGCAUCUGUUCCACCAGUGCAGGAAAAACAGUAACAACGGUAGAAAACUGGAAGUCUGAAUUUCAGCUUUCAUAGAACUGCAUACAGCCCGACACGUCCCAUCCUACUUAAGGAAGAAGUGGAAGAAGAUAACCAAGAUGGGAGGUGCAGAAAUGGCAACACUGAUAUGAAGAAUAGGUAAUUCACAGUUCAUUCAUUUAUUUAUUUUUUAUUUUAACUUUCCUUGGUACUGGGAACACCAGACGUUAUAAGAGACCAGGAAAAGGAAAAUAAAUCAUUUUUCAAAGCUAAUUGUGCAUUUUAUUUUUUUAAAAAUGGACCAAACUCUGCUCAAAGCUCUGCUGAGCUUGCUCUGGAAUUACUGGCUUUUAAUGGGUUAUGCUAACGCAAGCAUGGGGGACAACCACGUCCACUCCAGUUUUAUUUAUCGGAGAUUGCGGAACCAUGAGAGGCGAGAGAUCCAGAGAGAAAUUCUUUCCAUUCUGGGUUUACCUCAUAGACCCAGGCCAUUUUCACUUGGAAAACAAGCUUCCUCAGCACCCCUCUUCAUGCUGGACCUCUACAAUGCAAUGACAAAUGAAGAAGAUCCCGAAGAGUUGGAAUAUUUGGUGAGGGGAUCAUCCCCAAGUGGAGAGAGCAAAGGGCUAAGGAAGGGCUACUUGGCAUCUCCAAAUGGAUACUCCCGAAGAAUAUACGUAUCACGCACAAGUUCACUGCCUACGCGGAGUCCCACCUUAGCUAGCCUGCAUGACACCAACUUUCUGAAUGAUGCAGAUAUGGUCAUGAGCUUUGUCAAUUUAGUGGAAAGAGACAAGGAUUUUUCUCACCAACGACGGCACUACAAAGAAUUCCGAUUUGACUUGACUCAGAUCCCCCAUGGAGAAGCAGUGACAGCAGCAGAAUUUCGGAUUUACAAGGAUCGAAGUUACAGUCGAUUUGAGAAUGAAACGAUUAAGAUUAGCAUUUAUCAGAUCAUCAAGGAGUAUCCAAACAGGGAUGCAGACCUGUUCCUAUUAGAUACGAGACAAGCUCAAGCUCUUGAUGUUGGCUGGCUUGUGUUUGAUAUCACUGUGACCAGCAACCACUGGGUGAUUGACCCACAGAAUAAUUUAGGGUUGCAGCUCUGUGCAGAGAUGGCAGAUGGUCGUAGUAUCAAUGUGAAAGCAGCCGGUCUUAUAGGCAGGCAUGGUCCUCAGUCAAAACAACCGUUCAUGGUUGCAUUCUUUAAAGCAAGUGAAGUCCUUUUUCGAUCUGUCCGAGCUGCCAACAACAAGAAGAAAAAUCAGAAUCGCAGCAAAUCCAGCAGCUCACAAAAUACUUCAAGAAUGUCAAGUGUUGCAGAUUAUAACACAAGUGAACAGAAACAAGCCUGUAGAAAACAUGAACUCUAUGUGAGCUUUCGAGACCUGGGUUGGCAGGAUUGGAUUAUAGCUCCAGAGGGUUAUGCUGCAUUUUAUUGUGAUGGAGAAUGUUCAUUCCCCCUCAAUGCUCACAUGAAUGCCACAAAUCAUGCCAUAGUACAGACUCUGGUCCACUUGAUGUUCCCUGAUCACGUCCCAAAGCCUUGCUGUGCUCCAACAAAACUGAAUGCUAUCUCUGUCCUCUAUUUUGAUGACAGUUCCAAUGUUAUUUUGAAAAAGUACAGAAACAUGGUGGUGCGAUCAUGUGGUUGCCACUAAAAUUAGGUUGUAAAGCAGAGUGCCGCAAAGUGGACUCUCAGAGUGAUCCAGUUGUUUUUAAACUAUUUUUCCUUUUUGGGGGUAGAGAAAUUGGAGUGGCCAUUUCACAAUAUUUCUCCAAGAAAAGGAUCAGUUCAUCCCCACAGUAUCCUGGGGCUCAGGGUCUCCCCGCAGGGUGGCAAUCACACCUCAAACAAGGCCGCCAUCAGCUCCUCUUUUUGCUACCUCCCCCACCCUCUAGGUGUGGCUUCAUUUCUAGGCAUUUGGGGAAGGUAAUGUGGUUGUUGCAAACAGUCAAGUAAAGAAAACCAUAAACAAUGUCAAGAGAAACCCCUGCAGAGUGGCAUUUUGUUUAGGGAGAUGAAAAAAUUGAAAGGAAAAAAAAAGAUGAGAAAUUUAGAGUUUAGCUUUAGAAGAUACAGUCGAGCCAAAAGAUACCCCUUUGUCUUCUUUUUCUUUUUUUCAUGGAGAAAAUAAGAAUACUAGAUGACUUAAUCCCAUUUAUGUCACAUCUCUUUUCAUGUAUAGUAUAAUGUACAUAGUAGCUUUUAUUUAUUUAAAGGUAUAUAGUUUCUUUUGUAUGAACAUCAUUUCAAAUGCUUUAUUAUAUAGGUUUAUCUUAGUAUGUAGUAGAACAUGGAAGGCAAAUUUUCAGUAAUCAUACUGAGAUUUAUUUCAUUUUAUAAAAUAAAGCCUUUGUAUAUUCUCUCUCUGCCCUACCUCCCUCCCUUCCUCUCAAGGUAGAAAAUCCAGAACUCCUGUGACUAUUUUAUAUUGUUAAAGGAAAUUGAAUACAUUUGGCUACAUUGUGCCAAUGAAAACUUUGGCAGGCUAUUUAUUUAGAAAAAGCACUGAGAAAAGUUUUUUUUAACGCUUAGCUAAACACAAUUCUCCUUUUAGAAGUUCUGCCCCAUUAGAUAAAGUAAGUUGAACUGUGUUUAAAUAAACAGAUGGUAGCUAAAUGCAGUGGGCUGAAAGAUUGCACACAAUUGUUAGAGCUAUUUUCUCUAGAACAGUGUUUCUUAACCUGGGCAACUUUAAGAUACGUAGAUUUCAACUCCCAGAAUUCCCCAGCCAGCAUGGGGAAUUCUGGGAGUUGAAGUCCACAUAUCUUAAAGCUGCCAAGGUUGAGAAACACUGCUCCAGAAUAAUCAGUGUAACCUAGGAGCCAUAUUCCUUCUCUUGGCUCAUGGAUUGCAGCUUUUCCUGGAGGCACGAAGCUUUGGGUGCUCUGUGGAUGCUGUCAGUUGCUAUGCUCAGAAUUUGGUUCUGACUUUCUGCAGUGGGAGAUGGGAGGGGGAAAUAUAGUACAACCUUCUUACCUCAGGUAGAUGUUACUGGUCCAUCAUCUCUAACACUGCUGCAAAACGUUUGUCAACCUUCAAAGACCAAAACAACCAUAUGAGCCAGCCUCCUCUCUAAGCCAGAGGUCAUGAAAUGGAAGUGUGCUCAAUUUCCACAGGGCAUUAUGGAAUUUAAGAAAAAGGUCCAUUGACUUAUUCCAUGAACAGUACCACUCUAUCCAUACCUUCUCAGAAGUAAGUCCCACAGAGUUCCAUGGAACCUGCUGCUGGAUAGAGGUGAGCUUGGUUGAAAACGGAGGGCAUAUUUGUUUGGAGUUGCACUGUAUUUCUCUCCUUUAAGCAUUAUUUAAUAAAAGUUCUAUGGUAUGGAAUAGGGGAAGCACAGAAUAAUGUGCUCAGCUGUUAUGACAUUUUGGAAAAAUGAAUUUAUCUCUUUUUAAACAACAUCUGAAACAAUUAUAUAUAUUUUUAAUUUUGUUAACUCUGUUGAAAUACUAUUCUCUUGUGCUUUAGAGAGACACAAGAAAUGCAUUGCUUUUUACUCUGUUUAAUUUGUCCAUGAAGUUGCCAGGAAUGGAGCUUGACAUGAGGGCAUUUUUAUCUUAAUUUACCACAGCCUUAAUUAAACUGCAGUUAUGUACUGCAGCACAUAUAUUCCUACUGGUAUCUCCUCCAAAUUGCUGUUUUGCGGAAUAUUUAAAAUUAAUUUGGGAAAUGUUUAGAAAGAAAAUGAAUUUGUUUAGGACUUAGAUGGAAGGUUAUGUUGUUUGGAGCUGAAUUUAUUUUAAAUAAAGGUUGAAGUGUAUUUUGGGGUACAUUAAAUAAUAUAUUUUUGAAUAAAGGUGUACCAUUUUAAGUACAUGAAAUGGAAGAUUAUAUUAUGUUCUGUUGAAAUAUAAGUCUAUAUUUUAUGACCUAAUAAACCUGAAAUAGUA
This is a messenger RNA of Candoia aspera, 4399 nucleotides long. It is a transcript of the gene BMP5, whose product is annotated as bone morphogenetic protein 5. Lineage: Eukaryota; Metazoa; Chordata; Lepidosauria; Squamata; Candoiidae. The record is from RefSeq and is a predicted model, not a curated record. The transcript is spliced from 7 exons. Gene Ontology annotation, molecular function: cytokine activity; growth factor activity. Gene Ontology annotation, cellular component: extracellular region. The coding region runs from base 796 to 2160 and encodes 454 amino acids.